Messenger RNA from Closterium sp. Yama58-4, 1068 nucleotides. The record is from the annotation of a GenBank genome assembly. Lineage: Eukaryota; Viridiplantae; Streptophyta; Zygnematophyceae; Desmidiales; Closteriaceae.
AUGCUCGUCUGCCUCUCGAUGCUCCCCUCCGCAUUCGCCGGCCCGGUGCGCGUCGCUCGCACGCGACAGGCGCACGACGAGUACCUCCGUCAGCGAGAACUGAGCGACCGUGAACGAAAACUGACCGACAUCGUCGAUCGCGGCUCUCGGCCUCCGCUGCACCUGGUCGAAACGAAAGCCAGCUUCGACAAGGAGCACCGCGAGGAGGAGCUCCGCAAACAGGGCGGCGCCGCGUCGGACGGGUCGUCCGCCACUCCCAUCCAAUACUGGGGCGGUCCCGUGCUGAGCGGAAACACGCUGAAUGUUUACUUAAUCUACUACGGCUUCUGGCCAAAGCAAUCCGCGCAGACUGUGAUUGAGAAUUUCAUUCGGUCGCUGAGUCUAGGAGGCGCCGACGCGCAGGGGGAAGCCGCGGAUCCGAAAGUGAGCAGCUGGUGGGCGACCAGCUCGAAAUACUACUCGCAGGCAUCUGAUGGGUCCACGCCCACCGUCAGCACGGAGGUGAAGCUCGCGAAGGUCAUCUACGACAAAGGGUCGCAAGGGAAGAACUUCAACGCCAACACUCCCUGGAAAGUUGUCAAGAGCAAGAUUGGCUCCGGAAAGCCAUUCCCCUACGACGCCAAUGGCAUCUACCUGCUUCUCACGAGCACCAACAUCAAGGUCUCUGGCUUCUGCACACAGUACUGCGGGUAUCACACGAUGGAUCGCCUCGGCUCCAAGCCUGUCGCGUAUUCCCUCGUGGGUCAUCACGGAUUAUGCCCCGAAAACUGCGGUGCGAAGCAGACUUCGCCCAACGGGAAGCCCUGGCUGGACGCGAUGGUUUCGACGAUCGCUCACGAAAUCGCGGAAGCCGCGACAGAUCCCAAUGCCAGCAGCGGCUGGUUCGAUGCCAACGGGGAGGAAAAUGCUGAUAAGUGCAGCUACGAGUACGGAGAGACGCAAACAACUCAGAACGUGUAUGGUGACGAUGCAGAGUACAACUUGGUGGGGCUCAAUGGUAUGAAGUUCAUGGUGCAACAGAACUGGGACGUGGAAACUGACUCGUGCAUAUCCCAGACGACGGCAUAG